AUGGACAAACCAUCGACAGCGCAAUACCAAACCGGGCCGUCUCAACGCGACACCUGGAAGAUCCCGUCCCGCGACCCGAGUACCUACGACUAUCUGAACGAUCUCGAGAAGGGCGCCGUAAAGAGCUACCUUAGCGAGGUUCCUCUGGACUACCUUUCACAGCACCUCGACAUGCCGCUCAUCGACCUCAUCCCCCGCAUGCAGCUCUAUGUCGUUCUCCACUGCGAGAACGAGAAUGCCGGCCUCGACCAGACCCUUAAGGAUCCAGUGUCUUACGCCAAAUUCUGCAAUGGGCUGUCCCCUAAUUUCAUGAAAGCGGACGACGAUACCCACCUCCGGCCAGAAUCACCAGAGUCCCUAGACUCUAGGGAAGACGUAGUCGAGAUCGAGGAAAUUGAUGCGUCGCAAUGA
Anthostomella pinea is the source of this 411-nucleotide messenger RNA. The record is from the annotation of a GenBank genome assembly. Lineage: Eukaryota; Fungi; Ascomycota; Sordariomycetes; Xylariales; Xylariaceae.